This is a messenger RNA of Lagenorhynchus albirostris (white-beaked dolphin), 3897 nucleotides long. Its product is annotated as nephrocystin-1-like. Gene Ontology annotation, biological process: protein localization involved in establishment of planar polarity. The record is from RefSeq and is a predicted model, not a curated record. Lineage: Eukaryota; Metazoa; Chordata; Mammalia; Artiodactyla; Delphinidae. Gene Ontology annotation, cellular component: cytoplasm; cilium. Gene Ontology annotation, molecular function: protein binding.
AAGGAGAUGCUGGCGAGGCGGCAGCACAAUCCCCUCCAGUUCCUGCAGCAUCGCAGUCAGGAGCUGAAGCAGCAGCUUGAUGAUUUGCUUUCUGAGAGUCGACUGAAAGGAGCUCUAGAAGCCAGUAAAAGGCGAGAUAUUUACCAAAGAUGUAUCCAAUUAAAACAGGCAAUAGAUGAAAAUAAAAAUGCUCUUCAAAAAUUAAGCAAAACUUAUAUUCUCUCACAGGCUGAUGAACCUGCCCCUGUUGGGAGUUACAAUCAGACGAAAGAGGAGGAACACAAUCUUUUGGAUAAGCUUACCCACCAACUGCAGGAACUUGCUGUGUCCAUAAGUAGAGAAAAUGUCGCUGAAACUGGGGCGCUUACUGAAGGAGAGGACGAUGACAAUUCUGCUGAAGAAGAUGAAGAAGAAAAAGAAGAAGAGGCCACAAGUGGAGAAUAUGUUGCUGUUGGAGAUUUUAUGGCUCAGCAAGUCGGAGACAUUACAUUUAAGAAAGGGGAAAUUCGCCUUGUAAUUGAAAAAAACCCUGAUGGUUGGUGGAUGGCUAAUGCCAAAGGAAACAAAGGUCUUAGCCUCAGAACAGACUUGGAGCCCUGUAAUAAAGAAGAAGGCCAGGAGUCUAGUGAAGAAGGCAGUGAAGAAGAUGUAGAGGUAGAAAUGGCAGAAGGAGCAGAAGUUAAACAAAGAACCGAUUCUCAUCGGAGUGCAGUCCGAAAAGCCAUCUCAGGGCAGAUUAACACCGUCGACGUAUUGACCACGAUGGGAGCUAUUCCUGCCGGGUUCAGGCCUUCCACCCCCUUCCAGCUUCUAGAGCAAGGGGAUCAAUUUCGAGCAAGUUACUUCUUACAACCAGAGCUCACUACUUCACAACUGGCCUUCAGAGAUCUAACGUGGGUUGCUAAAACAGGCUCUAUUAGGUCAAGACCAGGUUGUGUUUCCUUGAUUCUGACCCUCUGGAGCUGUAAGAUGAUUCCUCUCCCAGGAGCGAGCAUCCAGGUUCUGAGCAGACACGUGCGCUUCUGUCUGUUUGACGGCAAUAAGGUUCUAAGCAACAUUCAUACAGUCAGGGCCACGUGACAACCUAAGAAACCCAAAACGUGGACCUUUUCUCAGAUUACUGGCAUCUUGCCCUGCCUGCUUGAUGCUGACUGUUUCAUCAGGUCCAAUUCUUCUUCUCCAGAUCUUGGAAUAUUAUUUGAACUUGGAAUUUCUUAUAUUCGCAAUUCAACUGGUGAAAGAGGAGAAUUAAGUUGUGGCUGGGUGUUUCUUAAACUUUUUCAUGCCAGUGGAAUUCCUAUUCCAGCAAAACCUUAUGAACUCUUCUUGAAUGGAGGCACCCCAUAUGAAAAAGGUGUUGAAGUGGACCCUUCAGUAUCCAGAAGGGCACUUGGUAGUGUUUUCCAUCAGAUGAUGACAGUGAGAAGGCAGCCUCAACUUCUAGUAAAACUGAGAUCUUUGAACAGAAGAUCAAGGAACAUGCUAAGUCUACUGCCGGAAACAUUAAUGGGAAGUAUGUACUCCGUUCAUUUGUUGAUAUUUUAUCGCCAGAUUCUUGGAGAUGUGCUCCUGAAAGACAGGAUGAGCAUGCGCAGUGCUGAUUUAAUUAGUAAUCCAGUGCUGGCCACCUUCCCCAAGCUCUUGGAGCAGCCUGACAUAAUGGAUGCACUCAGGAGUUCCUGGGCUGAGAAAGAGAGUACAUUAAAAAGAUCAGAGAAGAGAGACAAGGAGCUACUGAAGGCCGUGUUCCUCCUGGUUUAUCACGACCCCCUCCUCCACUCCGCGCUCCUGCCCCCGUUCAGGUGGGCAGAGGAGGAGACCGAGGCUGCCCGAUGGAAGGUCAUCGCCGACUUGCUCAAGCAAAACCAAGAAAACGAGGGCGCCCUCCAGGCUCUGCUGUCGCCAGCGGGGCUCCAUGAACCUUUCGGCAUUUCAGAGCAGACCUAUGACUUCUUGGGUGAAAUAAGAAAGAAUGCAGCCUGACAGCGGUGCCCCUUGACCUUCCACUUCCUGCUGAAUCUGAUAGACCCUCCAUGACAACCUGCAUCGCGUGACAAAACCAGAAGUAACUGUCCCAUCACAACUUAGGCUUUAUUCUUUUUUGUUCAGGCCACAUUCUAUAAGAAAUAUUUAUCUGAUAAUUUAAAUAUGUGUUAAUACAAUGAAGUAAAUUUUUAUAAGGAAUACUGUUAUAUCUAAAUUUAAAGAGAAUUUUUUUUCACAAACCAGCUAACAAAUUUUUGUUUUGUUUUUCUUUUUUAUUGAGUAUAGUUGAUUUACCAUAUUAUGAAAGUUUCAGGUGUACAAUAUAGUGAUUCACAAUUUUUAAAGAUUAUACUCCAUUUAAAGUCAUUAAUACUGGCUAUAUUCCCUGUGCUGUACAAUAUAUCCUUGUAGCUUAUUUAUUUUAUACUUAAUAGUUGUGCCUCUUAAUCCCCUACCCCUAUCUUGCCUCUCCCCACUGGUAACCACUAGUUUGUUCUCUAUAUCUGUGAGUCUGUUUCUUUUUUUUAUUGAAGUAUAGUUGAUUUACAAUGUUGUGUUAAUUUCUUCUGUAUAGCAAAGUGACUCAGUUAUACAUAUAUAUAUGCACUUUUUUUUUUUUUUUUUGCGGUACGCGGGCCUCUCUCUGUUGUGGCCUUUCCCGUUGCGGAGCACAGGCUCCGGACGUGCAGGCUCAGCGGCCAUGGCUCACGGGCCCAGCCGCUCCACGGCAUGUGGGAUCUUCCCGGACCGGGGCACGAACCCGUGUCCCCUGCAUCGGCAGGCGGACUCUCAACCACUGCGCCACCAGGGAAGCCCAAUAUAUACACUCUUUUUUAUAUUCUUUUCCAUUAUGGCUUAUCAUAGGAUAUUGGAUAUAGUUCCCUCUGCUAUGCAGCAGGACCUUGUUGUCCGUCCAUUCUGUAUGUAAUGCCAAGUAACAAAUUUAAGUUAACUGUAUCUAUAUAGAUUUGUAUGAAAGCAAGAUUUUAUCAAAAGCUAAAUUUAUGACUAUUCAAGAAAGUGAAAAUAUAAUCCACAGACUAGGAGAAGAUAUUUGCAAAUGAUAUAUUUGAUAAGAGUCUAGGACCCAGAAUAUAUUAAAUAUAUGAUUUUGCUAAUAAACUUUGUGUUGUGAAAUGUAGGGGAAAUCAGAAAAAAAAAAAAAAAGGGAUUGAGAGUGGGAAGCAGAGUGUGUAACCCAGGGAGCAGCUGAUGCAGGAAUGGAGGUGUAUUCUAGCACAUUCAUGUCUAAUUAGAUUCCCAUGCUGGUUUUAAAAUAAUUUGGCAAUGACCUACUACUUAGAACUGCCUACAUUUUACUCAUCCCCACCCCCCACCUCUGCCCACAAGGUGAGCAUAGCCAUAUUUUGCUUGUUCAAAGGGAAAAGCUCUCAAAAGUACAGAAAGGUAGCCAGCAGCACAUCGAGGCUACAAAAUGACAGAUUCUUGUCAGAUAUCUGAGGCCGGAAACUCAGGGCCAUCCCCAGGCCAAGGGGCAGCAUGGGAGCCCACUGAAAAUUGGUGUGGGCCAGUGUGGAGGUUAGGACCUUUUGGUGCCUGUCCUGGCUGCCCUGCCCUUUCUUUCCCUACUCCUGAGCUGCCAGUUUGGUGGGGGGCAGGGCGGAGAGAGGGAGAGAGAGAGUGAUUUAAGAGUUUCUCCAAAGAACAGAAUUAGUGUGAGAACAAAUUAAUACUGUACAAUCAACCACCUGAUGCUCAGAGAGGCCAAAUGAAGGGUAGAUUCCCUCUGGAGGCAUCAAGCGGAUAAUGCUUCCCAGAAUUGCUAAAUUUCAAGAGAAUGGUUGAGAGGUGUAUUUUCUGGUUAAAAGUGGUGAUAAGAGCCAAGGCAUUCAUUCCCUCGAAAUCAGUUCCUGAUCUUUCCUACUGACUAUAAUAAAUGUGAGAAAUGAA